Molecule: messenger RNA, 1236 nt
Organism: Pyrenophora tritici-repentis Pt-1C-BFP
Lineage: Eukaryota; Fungi; Ascomycota; Dothideomycetes; Pleosporales; Pleosporaceae
Product: tryptophan--tRNA ligase
Biological process (GO): mitochondrial tryptophanyl-tRNA aminoacylation
Cellular component (GO): mitochondrion; mitochondrial matrix
Molecular function (GO): ATP binding; tryptophan-tRNA ligase activity
Source: RefSeq, a predicted model, not a curated record
AUGUUUUCACUCCGCUCGCUGCAUCGUGCAGUCCCUUCACCUCUACGCAUAUGUACCAGUUGUCGGCGCACAUACUCCGUCACCUCGCCACCUAAACAUGCCGGGAAGCAGGUCAUAUUUUCCGGCAUCCAACCCACUGGCGUACCACAUCUAGGAAACUAUCUCGGUGCACUACGACAAUGGGUCAAACUGCAAGACGAGGCAUCGCCGGAUACCACACUUCUUUUCUCCAUAGUCGAUUUGCAUGCCAUCACCAUCAAACAGGAUCCAAGUGAAUUGGCGAGAUGGAGGAAGGAAAUGCUGGCUAGUCUUCUCGCAGUAGGACUAGAUCCCAAACGAUGCAUCAUAUUCGCCCAGAGCAGCGUUAAGCAGCAUGCAGAGCUCAUGUGGCUGUUGAGCUGCAAUGCUAGUAUGGGCUAUCUGGGCCGAAUGACACAGUGGAAGAGUAAACUCUCUCUACCAUACAAUGCCUCCCCUCUCGACCCCUCCAACAACAAAGAUGCCCUGAAACUAGGUCUCUUCUCGUACCCUGUCCUCCAAGCCGCAGACAUCCUCCUUUACAACACAACCCACGUCCCCGUGGGUGAAGACCAAGCCCAGCACCUCGAAUUUACACGCGAGCUAGCCAUUGGCUUUAAUCAUCUGUAUCCUCAGGAACAGCCCCUAUUGACUGUCCCGCAAACAAUGCUAAGUCCAGCAAAACGCGUCAUGAGUCUGACCGACCCAACCAAGAAAAUGAGCAAGAGCGACCCCAAACCCAAGAGUCAGAUAUUGAUCACGGAUUCAAAAGAGGAGAUACACGGAAAAUUGAAGACGGCGCUUACAGACUCAAAGGAGGGGAUAAGCUAUGACCGGAAGAAGAGACCAGGCGUGUCCAAUUUGAUCGAUUUAUUGUAUCAUUUCGAUGAGUCAGGUGCUGCAUCGCCGGAAGAGCUGGCAGGCGACUUGGUAGGGUUGAGUAUGCGCGCACUGAAAGCGAGAACAGCGGAUAUAAUAGAUGCGCGGAUCAAGGAUAUAAGAGGACGGUAUCAAGAGUUGAUGGGUGGAGACCAGAAAGAGUUGGUACAACAUGCAGAAUGCGGCGCAAAGAGAGCAGAAAAUAUCGCUGAAGAGACUAUGAUGAGACCUUUCAAUCCGCUCUCUGUGGUGCAUUGGUUCAAGGAGGGUGGGGAGAAGUUUUUCAAGGAUAACCUUGGAAGAGAAAAGGUGACAGAGUCUGCGGGUGAGUUUGAUUAG